This is a messenger RNA of Mercenaria mercenaria, 1078 nucleotides long. RefSeq lists its product as uncharacterized. The transcript is spliced from 4 exons. Bases 91 to 906 code for a protein of 271 amino acids. The record is from RefSeq and is a predicted model, not a curated record. Lineage: Eukaryota; Metazoa; Mollusca; Bivalvia; Venerida; Veneridae. Gene Ontology annotation, molecular function: protein dimerization activity.
GCGAGUUCCGAUUUCUUGGAAACGAAAAUCCUAAUGUAGAAUACAGUGGUAAGAAGAAAACGAGUGAAAUAAAAUGACGCCACUGACGUCAUGAUGUUACGUGUCAGUUACCGCGCAAAAUUAAUAGCUUUUAUGUUGAAAAAUAGCGCUUCCAUGGCUGGGUACCUCCAUGCGGAGAUCAUACGUGUGGUAAGAACAUUUAUGGCGAAGUUUGUUAAAAUGAGCUGUAUCAACACCACCGCCGACAUCACUGCCAUUGACUUCACCUGCCGUGAGAACCAGCAUGACGACAAUCUUCUAGCCGUCGGAAUGGCCGCCCGUACCUACCUGUCUGAGCAUGACGACGACUCACAGCUGGCAGCGUCUUUCUUCAGUACGGUCAGAUCAUUCUACGUGGAAGUGACAACGAAGAUGCUCGCCAAAUUCCCCAUAAACGACACUGUUCUGCAGUCUCUGUCUUUCCUCCGCCCCGAGAAUAGAGAAACUGUAAACGUCAGUUCUGUGAUUGGCCUAUCAGAACGACUUGGUAUUGGUGCGCCGGACGUGAUUCAAGAAGAGCUUGUGGACUACCAGCUAUGCUCCACUAACAGCCUCCCCUCCCAUGAACCCGGCAUGGUUCUCGACCCGUUCUGGUCCAACGUAGCUAACAUGAAAACUCCAUUACAGAAGCCUAGAUUCCCCAACCUGUCAAAACUUGCCUUCGCUGCACUCAGCUUACAGCACAGCAACGCCGAUCCUGAACGUGCAUUCAGCGUGCUCAAGAAAAUCCAGCGUGAAGACUGCGAAAAUCUCGGGGAAAAAUCAGUGUCUGCUUUGAUGACUAUGAAAUUUAAUAACAAGACUUCUUGUUUCAAUAUGAACUUUAGUAGCGACGUGUGUAGUGCAGCAAAAAGAUCGUGUAAUUGAACAUUGUGACGCAUACUUAUAGUGCGGCAAAAAGAUGGUGUUACUGAACAUUGAAGUGAUAAAUUAAUCUUGAGACAAAGACACUGUGUUGAACACAUAGAAUCUAUAGAUAUAUAUUUAUAUUCAAAUAUAAAAUAAAUGAUAAAAUAAAAAGAAAUAAAACAGAAAAUUA